AAGUUUCAGUGGAAAUCAGGUUUUCGAAAAGAAAAUAGUUAUACACAAACUUAAAAAAUGAUCAAUCAUCGACAGCUCAGUCUUGCAAUCUCACUGCUCCUGCUUGGCUUUCUAUCUGGAACUAGGGCACAUCCUGAAACAGAUGCAACGGAUAACAAAUUGGAUAAGCAACAGUCCAUGGAGACGACCACAUCGGCUGAAGGUGCUGCGAACGAGACGGGCUUCGACUUUCAGGAAGUAGUGCGCACUUGUAAUGCCAGUUACACAAUACCGUUAGAAUACAUACAGCAAUUCAAUGAAACCGCAGAACUGCCGAACAUAACGGACAAAACGGGCAUGUGCUUCCUGAAAUGCUACAUGGAGAAGUCGGGCCUUUUGCGAAAUUGGCAGCUGAAUCCAACACUGAUCCGGCAAACUAUGUGGCCAGCCACUGGCGACUCUUUACCCGUCUGCCAGAAUGAAGGCUCUCGUGAGACUUGUCCUUGCAAACGCACCUAUGCCAUCGCUAAGUGCCUGACGUUACGCGCUCUCGUGGAUGCCCGCAAUAAGCCGUUGGUUUGACAACAUUCUGUCAACUUCACUAGCAACAAUGAAUCUUAAAUGGUCACAUAGCCACAUGUUAUUAGCAACUUGUUUGCUCUUCGUGCACUUUAGCGCAACGCGAGUUAAAUAUUUAGAUCUACACUUUAAUAAAUAUAUUUAGAAGCACUUGAA
This is a messenger RNA of Bactrocera neohumeralis, 714 nucleotides long. RefSeq names its product general odorant-binding protein 84a-like. Bases 58 to 561 code for a protein of 167 amino acids. The record is from RefSeq and is a predicted model, not a curated record. The transcript is spliced from 4 exons. Lineage: Eukaryota; Metazoa; Arthropoda; Insecta; Diptera; Tephritidae. Gene Ontology annotation, molecular function: odorant binding.